AUGGCAUCAGUGGAACAGAAGGAACAGCUGGGUCGGCGGGUGGCCGAGUGGCUGGCAAUUGACGUCAACGCAGAUACCAGGGGCCAGAUCGAGCAGCUGGCAGCGGACAUGGACACGAACUACGGCAGGCUCGAUGAGCUGCUCACGAACCGGAUUGUCUUUGGAACAGCAGGGCUCAGGGCACGCAUGGAGGCCGGGUUCAGCCGGAUGAACGAUGUGACGGUGCUUCAGGCGUCGCAGGGGCUUGCAGAGUACAUACGGGGCGACGACGGCGUGUCGGCUGCUGCAGCGGUCGUGGUUGGGCACGACCAUCGUCACCACUCGAGGCGGUUCGCAGAGUUGACGAUUGCUGUGUUCCUGCUCAAGGGCUUCACGGUGCACUACAUCGGCCCGGACGAGUGUGCGACGCCUAUGGUGCCCUUUGCGGUGGACCGGCUCGGGGCAGUCGGUGGCGUGAUGGUCACCGCGUCGCAUAACCCGAAGGACGACAAUGGGUACAAGGUGUACUGGGCCAACGGGUGCCAGAUCAUUCCGCCACACGACAGCAACAUCCAGGCGAAGAUUCUGCAGAACUUGGAGCCGGUGGCGGGGCUCAAUUAUGGCGGCCGCUGGGACACGGCUCGCAUCUUCGAAACACACGCCGACAGACUGGUGUACAGUUACGACAAGAUAGUCGCGGAGUACUGCACACAUCUCCUGGACGUGUUGAAGCCUGAGCCGAUCUCGGACUUCAAGAUCGUCUACACGGCGAUGCACGGGGUCGGCCACAAGUUUGUGUCCGAGCUCGUGCACCACUUCGUUCCGGCCAUGGAGAACUUUGUCUCUGUGAAGGAGCAGUGCACGCCGGACCCGGACUUCCCGACAGUGAGUUUCCCGAACCCGGAAGAGAAAAAUGCGCUUGACAUGUCGAUCUCCACGGCAGACACGCUGGGUAGCGGCUACAACCUCAUUGUGGCCAACGACCCGGACGCAGACAGGUUCACGGCAGCCUUCAGGCAGAAGAACAACGGCUGGAAACAGUUGUCCGGGAACGAGAUCGGGAUUCUCUUUGCAGACUACGUCAUCCACUCCCAGUUCCUCGACAAGUCGCUGGGCGUGGGCAACGUGUACAUGUUGAACUCCACGGUGUCGUCUCAGAUGAUCGGCUCCAUUGCUUCGAAACUCGGAUUCCACUUCGAAGACACCUUGACCGGGUUCAAGUGGAUCGGGAACAAGGCCAUCGACCUCGAGAGGGAGGGCCACGUCGUGCCCUUUGCGUACGAAGAAGCCAUCGGGUUUAUGUUCCCCACCGUGCAUGACAAAGACGGCAUCUCUGCGCUUGUGGUGUUCCUCCAGCUGUACAACCGGCUUCUCAAACAGGGCCUGGACCCGUCCCAGAAACUCGAGCAGCUCUACUCGCUCUACGGGAACUUCAAGCAGUGCAACGGCUAUUAUAUCACCUCCGACCUUGCAACCCUGCCCUCCAUCUUCAACACCAUCAUCCGGACCAAAAACGUGCCCCAGGGUGGGGCCUACCCUGUCAAGAUCGGCACCUACACAGUCACGUACUGGCGCGAUCUCACCGUCGGCUACGACUCCAGCACAGCAGACCACAAGCCGCAGCUCUACAUCGACCCAACGUCCCAGAUGAUUACAUGCACCGUUGUCCCAGACGGUGCCGCCGACCACGAGGAGUUUGUCAGGUUCACCGCACGCGGCUCCGGCACAGAGCCCAAGUUGAAGGUGUACAUCGAAGCCCGGUCCUCCACUGCCGCCCGGGCCGAACACCUCGCCUCCAACGUCUGGGACACCCUUCGGGACGAGUGGUUCCAGCCGCAAAUACACGGUCUUGUCGAACGCAAGGUGUGA
Messenger RNA from Pichia membranifaciens NRRL Y-2026, 1848 nucleotides. RefSeq lists its product as hypothetical. The transcript has a single exon. Lineage: Eukaryota; Fungi; Ascomycota; Pichiomycetes; Pichiales; Pichiaceae. Gene Ontology annotation, biological process: carbohydrate metabolic process; purine ribonucleoside salvage. Gene Ontology annotation, molecular function: magnesium ion binding; phosphopentomutase activity. The record is from RefSeq and is a predicted model, not a curated record. The coding region runs from base 1 to 1848 and encodes 615 amino acids.